Gavialis gangeticus (Gharial) is the source of this 1426-nucleotide messenger RNA. RefSeq names its product RAN, member RAS oncogene family (gene RAN). The transcript has 7 exons. Gene Ontology annotation, cellular component: nucleus; cytoplasm. Gene Ontology annotation, biological process: ribosomal subunit export from nucleus; protein import into nucleus. NCBI's taxonomy places the organism in Eukaryota, Metazoa, Chordata, Crocodylia, Gavialidae. The record is from RefSeq and is a predicted model, not a curated record. Gene Ontology annotation, molecular function: GTPase activity; GTP binding. The coding region runs from base 134 to 784 and encodes 216 amino acids.
CGUCUUGCCCCUGCCCGCCCUGUGUCCGCGCCGCGUCGCUCUCCGGGUAUUUGAAUCGCGCUUCCGCCAUCUUCUUCCCUGCGCCCAGUCACGGAGCCCAGCGCCGCGGAGAGACGCCUCAGCAAGACCCAGCAUGGCUGCCCAGGGAGAGCCCCAAGUGCAGUUUAAGCUUGUCUUAGUUGGUGAUGGUGGUACCGGCAAAACAACAUUUGUAAAACGUCAUUUGACUGGUGAAUUUGAAAAGAAGUAUGUAGCAACACUGGGUGUUGAAGUCCAUCCUCUGGUGUUCCACACUAACAGAGGGCCUAUUAAAUUUAAUGUAUGGGACACGGCUGGCCAGGAGAAGUUUGGUGGCCUGCGAGAUGGCUACUAUAUCCAGGCUCAGUGUGCCAUCAUAAUGUUUGAUGUAACAUCAAGAGUUACCUACAAGAAUGUACCCAAUUGGCAUAGAGAUCUGGUACGAGUAUGCGAAAACAUACCUAUAGUGUUGUGUGGCAACAAAGUGGAUAUUAAAGACAGGAAAGUCAAGGCAAAAUCCAUCGUCUUCCAUAGGAAGAAGAACCUCCAGUACUAUGACAUUUCAGCUAAGAGCAACUACAACUUUGAGAAGCCUUUCCUCUGGCUUGCCAGAAAGUUAAUUGGAGAUCCUAACUUGGAGUUUGUUGCCAUGCCUGCUCUUGCACCUCCAGAGGUUGUUAUGGACCCAGCAUUGGCAGCACAGUAUGAGCAAGACCUACAGAUUGCUCAAACUACUGCACUGCCAGAUGAAGAUGAUGACCUGUGAGGGAUGAAGCUGGAGCCCAGCGUCAGAAGUCUAGUUUUAUAGGCAACUGUCCUGUGAUGUCUGGUGCAGCGUGUUUGCCACUUUAUUAUCUAGCUGAGCAGAACAUGUGCUUAAUCUUUGGGAUGCUGAAAGAGAUGAAUGGGCUUCGGAGUGAAUGUGGCAGUUUAAAAAAAAAAAAAUUCCUUCAUAUUUUGGACCUGCAUAUUUAGCUGUUUUUGGACUGCAAUUACUUUCCCCCUUGAGUUUCAAAUCUAAGACUGCUGCAGUCACAUCACAGUAUUCAGUGGUAAAUCUUGUUUGUUACUGUCAUUCCCAUUCCUCUUUUGUUUAGAUCAUAAUAAAGUUGUAUUUCGAAUAUCUAAGCAAGUGAACUUUCAUGCAUUGUUAGGAGUAAUUCUUCAAGCAAUGUCUUCCAUUCUUAAAUAGGUGGUAACAGCAUUCAGUUUUAAUAUAUAUAUUUUUUUUCUUUUCAAAUGUGUUUACUUGACUUGCUCCAAGUAAAUUUUAUAGGUAACAGUUACCCUUUUCAAGGCUUCUUGAGGCCUAUUCAUUUAAGUACUCCCUUUUUUUAAGAAUGCUGAAAUGUAACUGCUAGGGAAGGCAAAAGCAGUAGACACUUGAAAUGGUAAGUGUAAAAUGGAU